AUGAUCAAUGACCUGCUACCUGAGCUCAAAGAUAAAAGUAUUUCGAAUCUACUGCGGCCACUAAGAGACCUGAUCACCGAUGGCGAUGACCUGUUAGUUGCAGAUGAAGUUCUUGCCAAAGUCGUUAUCAGUUGA
Molecule: messenger RNA, 135 nt
Organism: Cooperia oncophora
Lineage: Eukaryota; Metazoa; Nematoda; Chromadorea; Rhabditida; Trichostrongylidae
Source: the annotation of a GenBank genome assembly